Phyllostomus discolor (pale spear-nosed bat) is the source of this 1227-nucleotide messenger RNA. It is a transcript of the gene NUDT22, whose product is annotated as nudix hydrolase 22. Bases 320 to 1162 code for a protein of 280 amino acids. The transcript has 4 exons. The record is from RefSeq and is a predicted model, not a curated record. Lineage: Eukaryota; Metazoa; Chordata; Mammalia; Chiroptera; Phyllostomidae. Gene Ontology annotation, molecular function: GDP-mannose hydrolase activity.
CCCGGCAGGAGGCUGGAGCUUCUGAACCCUGGGAGGGGUUCGUGGGAGUCUAGGGUUGGAAGCAGGACCCCUGGGUCUGGGAGACAUGGACAUCAGGCGGUGACUGGAAGAGGACCUCCGGGUGGUAUGGGUUGCCCCGGAGUCCCAGGAAUGUCUGGCAGCAGGAGUCUCGGGCUCCUGCUGGAGGAUAAGACACUUGACUGCCCAGGGAUAUGCAAAAGUGCUGGAAGUAUCCUCAGUAGGUCUGUGUGGGUGGCUGUGGGUACCCCAAGGUGACAGGUCUGGCUGUGACCUUCUCCAGAGCUGCCCUGUCCAGACUAUGGACCCUGAGGUGUCUCUGAUGCUGCAGUGCCCGCCGGGUGGGCUGCCAGAGCAGCAAGUACGGGCUGAGCUGAGUCCAGCCCACGACCGCCGUCCACUGCCAGGAGGGGACCAGGCCAUCGCUGCUGUCUGGGAGAGCCGGCUACAGGCCCAGCCCUGGCUCUUUGAUGCUCCCAAGUUCCGCUUGCACUCUGCCGCCCUGGAGCCCACUGGCUCGCAGGGGCCACAGCUGCUCCUGCGCCUGGGCCUGACUUCCUACCGAGACUUCCUGGGCACCAACUGGGCCAGCUCAGCUGCCUGGCUUCGACAGCAGGGGCUUGCUGACUGGGGUGACAAGCAAGCCUACCUGGCAGACCCUCUGGGAGUGGGCGCCGCGCUGACCACCGCGGAUGACUUCCUUGUCUUCCUGCGCCGCUCUCAGCGGGUGGCUGAGGCCCCUGGGCUGGUGGACGUGCCUGGUGGGCACCCUGAGCCUCAGGGCCAGCAAGCACAGGGGAAGGCAGGGCGGGAAGAGGUGGGGAGCGGGCUGAGCCUCAGCUCUCACAGGCCCUGUGCCCCGGUGACAGCCCUCUGCACAAGGACCUCCCUGGGGAGCUGGUGGUGCAUGAACUCUUCUCCAGUGUCCUCCAGGAGAUCUGUGACGAGGUGCAGCCUGACCUCUGAGCAGGUGAGGAAGCAUUACAUGAGUGGGGGACCGGAGGCGCAGGAGUCCACGGAAAUUAUCUUUGUGGAGACACAGAACGUGAAGAGGUUGCAGGAGACUGAAAUGUGGGCCGAGCUCUGCCCCUCUGCCAAAGGCGCCAUCUUCCUCUACAACCAGGUCCAGAGAAGUUCCACCUGAGUCACUUUAGGGUCCCCAGACUUAUCACCACAGCUCAAAAGACAAUAAAGGACUUUAUUCUUGGA